Molecule: messenger RNA, 942 nt
Organism: Cuculus canorus (common cuckoo)
Lineage: Eukaryota; Metazoa; Chordata; Aves; Cuculiformes; Cuculidae
Gene: DPM3
Product: dolichyl-phosphate mannosyltransferase subunit 3, regulatory
Exons: 2
Coding region: 103-381 (92 amino acids)
Biological process (GO): GPI anchor biosynthetic process
Cellular component (GO): dolichol-phosphate-mannose synthase complex; endoplasmic reticulum membrane
Source: RefSeq, a predicted model, not a curated record
CCCCACACUACAAUUCCCAGCAGGCCCCGCGUCGCGGUUGUGACGUCAUUCGCGCGACGGGUAGGAGAGUGGGAGCUCGGCCCGGGACUGGUCCAGGCUGCCAUGACCAAGCUGGGGCAGUGGCUGUGUGGACUCGCCCUGCUGGGCUCGGCCUGGGCCGCGCUGGCGCUGGAACCCCCAGGUCUGCGUCUCCCGGCCCCGUUCCGUGAGGCCCUGCUGCCCCUGCCCCUCUACCUGCUGGUGGCCUUCGGCUGCUACUCCUUGGCCACUGUGGGCUACCGCCUGGCUACCUUCAACGACUGUGAGGAGGCGGCUGCCGAGCUGCAGGAGCACAUCAGGGAAGCACGGAGGGACCUGCGGCAACGAGGGCUGCAAUUUUAGUAUCAGAGAAAUCAAGAAAGGGUUUGGGUUGGAAAGGACCUCAAAGGCCAUCCGGUUCUAUCCCCUGCCAUGGUCAAGGACACCUCCCAUUGGCUCAGGGGCUCCAAGCCCCAUCCAACCUGGCCUGGAACCCCUCCAGGGAUGGGGCAGCCACCACCGCUCUGGGUAAUCUGGGCCAGGGCCUCAGUGCCCUCAUUGUGAUGAAUUUUUCUCUAAGAUCUCAUCUAAAUCUUCCCCCUUGCAAUUUAAAGCCAUUCCCUCUCAUCCUGUCCUUUUACUCCCUGGUCAAGAGCACCUCCCCAGCUUUCCUAGAGCCCCUUUCCAUACUUGAAGCUGCUCUAAGGUCUUCCUGGAGCCUUCUCUUCUCCAGGCUGAACAACCCCAAUGCUCUCGGCCUGUCCUCAUACAGGAGGUUCUCCAGCCCUCAGAUCAUCUCCGUGGCCUCCUCUGUCCUCGUUCCAACAGCUCCAUGUCCUUCCUGUGCUCAGGACUCCAGAACUGGACACAGGGCUCCAGGUUGGGUCUCACAGAGCAGAGCAGAGAGGCAGAAUCCCUUUCCUC